GCCGCGCAUCUCGACGCCGAGGCCCCCCUCUCCGAACAAGAUCGACGUCCUGCCGCCGUCCAGUUCGCCCGGAAGUCCCUCCGCCCCCAGCUCGCCGUCAAGUUCUCCGUCCCGGUAGCUGUCCAGCUCGCCUGACAGAUUAGGUCGCCGCGAGCUACCCAGGAGGUCGCGGUCCAAGUCCCACUGACGCCCCUCUGCUCCCGAAGGUCUACUAAAGUGUCUUCACUCAUCACGGGACAACUUACAGAGCAUGGCAGAGGGUGGUAUUGUAGUGGCCAUUUGCCAACACGGCGGGGAGUUCACUUCUGGUCCCAAUGGGAAUUUGAUCUACAAAGGAGGAGAAGCACACGCUGUUGACGUCUCUCGGGAGAUGUCACUGGACAGCUUCAAGGAUGAGGUGUCUAAGGUGUUCCAUGUGGAUGUCACUGAUAUGUCGUUCAAGUACUUCCUUCCGAACAAUAACAGAACGCUCAUCACAGUCUCAUGUGAUAGAGAUUUGCAACGGAUGGUUGAUUUUACUGCUAGUGCUGCGCAAGUAGAUGUUUUUGUGAUCAGUAGAGUGGAGAACAGGAGUAUCAUAGCGUACACUGGAGCAUCCACUGUUAAAGCUGGAUCUAAUGCACACGGUGACAAAAGGAAAAGGCCAACUUCCAAGAACAAGGCAUCCAAGAGUAACAAGAAGACCCCUAAUGUUACCGGUGCUGCAAUUCAAGCUAAUACCCAUGAUGUCAAUCAACCAGGACCGGUGGUUGCAUUAAAUGAUUACAACGAGGAUUUUCAAGUAGAAUUUGGGCGUGAUGAUGCCUUUGCUACCACAGCUGAAGCUGUUUCCUCUGCUCCAGAUGUCUUGAAUCAGGAUAAGCUUGCUCUCGUUGACAUGCAAAGGGAACCAACUGAGAUUUUUGAUGAUGCAAUCAAUCCAUAUGAUGGUUCUGAGAUCAUAAUUGAUCCUCCACAGGAGCUUACCAGUAAUCCUACUGUGUUCUGGGAUGGCAUUAUUAAAGGUGUUGGUCAAGAAUUUGACAAUGUGAAGGAUUUUCGAGCUCAGUUGUGCAAAUACGCCAUUGGGAAAGGAUUUGUGUACAGAUUCAUCAAGAAUGAAACCACUCGUGUUACUGUAAAGUGUGUUGGGGAUGGCUGUCCCUGGCGAUUGCAUGCAUCUGAGUCAUCUCGCAACAAAAAGUUUGUCAUCAAGAAAAUGACUGAUGAGCACACGUGUGGAGGAGAAGGUGGAGAGGGUCAGCGACGUGCAACAAGGCAGUGGCUGACUACCAUCAUUAAGGAGAAACUGCGUGAGAACUCUUCGCUCAAGCCGAAGGACCUUGUCAAGGAAAUAUAUGAAGAAUAUGGAGUUCUGCUGACCUAUUCACAGGUUUGGCGAGGUAGAGAAGUGGCGCAGAAGGAGAUGUUUCAUGUCAUGAGGGAGACAUUCGGCCAUUUGCCCUGGUAUCGGGAUAGGCUUUUCCAGACCAACCCAGGGAGUUCACUUGAGUUGUCUCAAACGGCCGAUACACGCCGUGUUUUUUUUGCAUUCCAUGCUUCUUUGCACGGUUUUGCAAAUGGGUGUAAGCCCCUCCUGUUUCUUGACAAGGUUCCACUCAAAGCGACAAAUGAGUACAAGUUGCUAGUUGCCGCUGCGGUUGACGCGGAUGAUGGUAUCUUUCCAGUGGCAUUUAAUGCGGUUGAAGAUGACAAUUAUGAUAGCUGGGUUUGGUUCUUGAUGCAGCUGAGGAUGGCUCUUCAAUAUCAUAACUACGCAUUCAAUUCUAUGACAUUCUUGUCCAAUGGACAAAAGGGUCUGGAUGCUGCUGUCCCGCAUGUGUUUGAAGAUAGCCACCACGCCUUUUGUUUGCAUCAUAUCAUGGAGGAAUUCAAAGGAGAGCUGAAGAAGGGGCCAUGGUCGCAACAGAUAAGAGAUGCGAUGGUUGAAGAUUUUACUCGUGCAGCCCAAGCAUGCAGCAUUGAUGAAUUUAAUGCAUCAAUUGAGAGCAUAAGGAAUAUAUCCACUGAGGCUGCCGACUGGAUCAUUGCGAGUAAGCCAGAGCAUUGGUCAGAUGCCUUCUUCACAGGCUGUCGGUAUGACCAUUUCUCCUCAAACAUUGUUGAUGCAUUUAAUAACUGGAUACCGACAAAGAAGGAGGGGUCAAUGGUGCUGAUGAUAGACUCUCUUCGAAUAAAAAUAACGGAGGUAAUGGAAGCGAGGCGUGAAGCCUGCAAGUCAUGGGAAGGGCCUUUAACACCUUCCAUGGAUUACAAAGCGCAGGAUGAGCUGUCGAAGGCUGGAAAGCUGACAGUGCUGUGCUCUUCUGAGACUGUGUUUGAAGUGAGGGGCAACGGUAUCUUUGUUGUUAAUCUUGCAAAUUGGGAAUGCAGCUGUCGGAGGUGGCAACUUUCUGGCCUCCCUUGUAUGCAUGCUGUUGCUGUGUUUAACAGGAUUGGACGGUCGUUCUAUGACUACUGCUCGAAGUAUUUUAGAAUAGAGAGCUACCAUUUGACAUACUCAGGAACAAUCUUCCCAAUUCCUGACAUGGAUACCUUUGAUUUUAGUGCUGGGGCGACGAUCCCACCUCCCAAGCCACGGACAUCAGAUAAACCGAGAAGGAAGAGGUUUAACCCCAACAAGGUAACCACUCUUAUACGGCUCUGUAGCAGGUGCAAGCAAGCAGGCCACAAUAAGGCAACAUGUGAAGCUCUUCUGUAGGCAAAGGAAACUCUCAUCUGCAGAAUGUAUAGCAGGUUCACUAAGGGGUCUGAUGCGGUGAAGAACUUAUGAUGGUGCAUGCUGUGUCUGGAUGGAAGUGGGGAGACGAUGAGACAUAAAUCGUUAUCAUUUUGUUUAUAUGAAGUUCUUUAGCAAUGGAUUAGAGAUGCUGACAAGGGGCUAAGUACCUUUGGAAAGUGUCAGCUGAAAUCAGAGUAGAUGGAUUAGAGAUGCUGAUAAGGGUCUAAGUACCUUUGAACAGUGUCAGCUGAAAACAGAGUAGAUGGUGGUUAGCCCAGUUUAUUUAUAUCUGUAGGUUGGUGGUAAGUAGUGUUAAAAAGCUAAGAUGCAAGUCUAGUCCCAUGGUUAUCAUUAUCGUUGUAUGUCUAUGUGAGAGUGGUCUUUUCUUCUCUAGAUCUGUGUACCGGCUGUGCUUACAUUUAAGCAGCAGUCAUGGUUAUUUUGUCCAACUGCCACUGCAAUAUAGCCGCAGCCUGCAUAUUGUUGUUUAUGUUUGUCGUCAGUUGUCGAUCUGGAGCAUAUAUAGGUAUUGGAGCAUUCAAGUUGUGGUUUCU
Molecule: messenger RNA, 3276 nt
Organism: Lolium rigidum
Lineage: Eukaryota; Viridiplantae; Streptophyta; Magnoliopsida; Poales; Poaceae
Exons: 7
Coding region: 251-2701 (816 amino acids)
Molecular function (GO): zinc ion binding; protein binding
Source: RefSeq, a predicted model, not a curated record